UAGUAGUGCAAAGUUUUGCCACCAGAAUGCUCUAGGUAUGCUCCAGUCUUCUUAACCUAAAAAUGACUGACCCUCCAGAAAAACGUGACCGGCCAAAACGUUCAUGUCAAGGCAAUCAAAACCCUCACUACGAACCAGUCAAUCUAGAUGAUUCUGAGAUUGAGGGCGCGUUAAAUGAUGAUGAUGAAGAAGGGGACUUGUUGAGACACAGAGACCGCUUUUUUGAUGUGAAUGAAGUUAUUGGAAAUUGGAGUGAUGACACCGAUGAAGACCCCACAUACGAGCCUCCCAAUGAGCCGGAUCGUAAAGGAAGACACGUCAGAAGAGGAUCCACAACCAGAAGCAAUCCAGCGAAAAGAAGGAAAGAGAAGAAGGGCGCUCACUAA
Homalodisca vitripennis (glassy-winged sharpshooter) is the source of this 386-nucleotide messenger RNA. RefSeq lists its product as uncharacterized. Bases 63 to 386 code for a protein of 107 amino acids. The transcript is spliced from 3 exons. The record is from RefSeq and is a predicted model, not a curated record. Lineage: Eukaryota; Metazoa; Arthropoda; Insecta; Hemiptera; Cicadellidae.